AGGCAUCCCUGGCUACCACCAAACUCAGAGUAGCUGUAUCUGGCAACCGAGCUGCAGACAUGUGUGGAAUUUUUGCCUAUCUCAACUACCAUGUGCCAAGGACUCGACGCGACAUCCUUGAGAUUCUCCUCAAAGGUCUUCGACGUCUGGAAUACAGAGGAUACGACUCAGCUGGUGUGGGAAUUGAUGGAGGAAAUGGCAAGGAGUGGGAGUCAAAUGCCAAAUCUAUCCAGCUCAUCAAGCAGCGUGGAAAAGUAAAAGCUCUCGAUGAGGAGAUUCACAAGCAGCAAGAUAUUGACUUGGAUGUGGAGUUUGAUGUUCACCUUGGCAUUGCUCACACACGUUGGGCGACCCACGGUGUGCCCAGCCCCGUCAACAGUCAUCCGCACAGAUCAGACAAGAACAACGAGUUCAUUGUGAUUCACAAUGGAAUCAUUACCAACUACAAAGACCUGAGGAAAUUCUUGGAGAGCAAAGGCUAUGACUUUGAGUCAGAGACUGAUACAGAGACGAUUGCCAAGCUGGUGAAGUACAUGUAUGACAACCGAGAGAAUGACGACAUCAAUUUUUCCACCCUGGUUGAGCGAGUAACUCAGCAGCUGGAGGGAGCUUUUGCACUCGUCUUCAAGUGUGUUCAUUAUCCUGGAGAAGCUGUUGUCACAAGGAGAGGAAGUCCUCUACUAAUUGGAGUGCGCAGUGAUCAUAAGCUGUCCACCGAUCAUAUUCCUGUUCUCUACCGCUCCUCUGGUAAAGAAAAAAAGAGCUGCAACGCAAUUCCCCGGUUGGAUCAAGACACCUGCCUGUUCCCCAUCGAAGAGAAAGCAGUAGAGUAUUACUUUGCAUCCGAUGCUAGUGCUGUGAUUGAGCACACAAACCGGGUGAUCUUCCUUGAGGAUGAUGAUGUGGCUGCUGUGAUGGACGGCCGGCUGUCCAUCCACAGGAUAAAGCGCAGAGCAGGAGACUACCCCGCCCGCGCCAUCCAGACUCUGCAGAUGGAACUACAGCAAAUCAUGAAGGGUAACUACAGCUCCUUCAUGCAGAAAGAGAUCUUUGAGCAGCCAGAGUCUGUGGUGAACACCAUGAGAGGACGAGUCAACUUUGACAACAACACAGUGACACUGGGUGGACUGAAGGACCACAUCAAGGAAAUCCAGAGAUGUCGACGACUCAUCCUUAUCGCUUGUGGCACCAGUCAUCAUGCUGGAGUAGCAACCCGUCAGGUUCUGGAGGAGCUUACGGAGCUGCCCGUUAUGGUGGAGCUGGCCAGCGACUUCCUGGACAGAAACACCCCAGUCUUCAGAGAUGACGUCUGCUUUUUUAUCAGCCAGUCAGGGGAGACGGCUGACAGCCUCAUGGCCCUGCGCUACUGUAAGGAGAGGGGGGCUCUGACCGUGGGCGUUACCAACACUGUGGGCAGCUCCAUCUCCAGGGAGACCGACUGUGGAGUCCACAUCAAUGCUGGGCCAGAGAUUGGAGUAGCCAGCACCAAGGCGUACACCAGCCAGUUUGUGGCCCUGAUCAUGUUUGCUCUCCUGAUGUGCGACGACAGAAUUUCCAUGCAGCCCCGACGCCGGGAAAUAAUCCAGGGCCUGAGAGUGCUUCCAGAUCUGAUUAAGGAAGUCCUCAGUUUGGACGACGAAAUCCAGAAAUUGGCGACGGAGUUGUACAAGCAGAAGAGCGUCCUGAUCAUGGGCAGAGGCUACCAUUACGCAACGUGCCUGGAAGGAGCGCUGAAAAUCAAAGAAAUCACUUACAUGCACUCAGAGGGCAUCCUGGCGGGAGAGCUGAAGCACGGCCCCCUGGCCCUGGUGGAUAAACUCAUGCCGGUUAUCAUGAUCAUCAUGAGGGAUCACACCUACAUCAAAUGUCAAAACGCCCUGCAGCAAGUCGCCGCCCGCCAGGGCCGUCCCAUCGUGAUUUGUGAUAAAGAUGACCAUGAAACCAUAAAAAACUCUUGCCGCACCAUCAAAGUGCCUCACUGCGUGGACUGCCUGCAGGGCAUCCUGAGCGUCAUCCCCCUGCAGCUGCUGUCCUUCCACCUGGCCGUCCUCAGAGGUUACGACGUGGACUGUCCAAGAAACCUGGCCAAGUCAGUGACUGUAGAGUAAACGGUUCCACUCAUCACCCGACGGACGCCGCUCAGACCCCGAACAUCAAGGGAGCGUCUGUUUGAAGAAGUCACGUCCUGUUUGGAUGUCCUGUAUUCCUUUUAAUGCAAUCUUUUAGAUUGAUUUAUGUCAAUGUUGUGUAUUAUAUUAUAUCUUUUUUUUCUUUUUUUUAGAAACCGCUGACAUUGUUGUGUUACUGUUAGUGAAGUUUUCUUUGUGGUGGCAGUGUCUGGGCUCACGUGAUCACAUUUUAUUUUAGGUUUGCAAACCUGCAUCAAUUGACACUUAAUGAGGUUAUUUACAUUCUUACUCAAAACUUGUGAGCAAGUCCUCCAUGACUGUUGCUGGUUGGUCUCUGAGGAGAGCUAAGUUUAGAGCUGUUUUAGACUGAAGCCUUCGGAGCUUAUUUUCUUUCUUAGUGCAAUGAUUUGUAGUUUUAGUUGAGAUAUUCAUUCUUUGGCAGCUAAUGAUUUCGUGUUUUACUUCACAGUUGAAGUAAGCCACAGUCUUAAAUCAUUCCAAGCCGCAGGUCAUCACUUCUUUAAAUAUGCAGAAGAAAUGCAGCUUUAUGGGGGAGUAGCAUCUUAGCUUAAAUCAUAGAAAAAUAAAUGCUUGAACUUCUGUUGUUGCAUGCUUUGUGUGCAAUCACAUUUUGACUUUUGUUGCCUUACAUACAUACAUACCUUUUUUUUUUUUUUAUCUAUAUUUAAACAAAUUAUUUCAAGUGAGGAAAAAAGUUACUACCGGUAAUCUGAAGUUGAAGUUGCACUUAGUACCCAGCCCUCACUCUGCCACUGCAAUACUGGGACCAUUUAUAACUUAAUCUUAUAAAUGCUUUUUAUAUUAGUUACUUAUUCUUUAAUAAAAGUGAAUGUUACUGUCGUUUUAAAAUGUCAAACCAAAAAUCGCUACAACGGCUUUGACAACUGUAAACCAAAACCUAGUCUGUUCAUUCAUCGUUUGUGUUGUAGCCAAACUACUGAUCGUGCUCGAUGAACACAAGAAGGUUCUUCUGAAGCCCAGACGGGGCGCAGACCGUUACGUAGCGCUCGGGUCAUGCUGAUGUGUUUACCGAAGCAGAAAGCGAGUCGCCAUCUGUGUGCGUCAAUGAUGCCUGACGACUUUUCUUUAAAAGCCAAGGAAAAUAAAGAUGUGCACACGGUGCAGUAGAGCUGCUGCUUCUUUAGAGCAGAUCUUCAUGGCAUGGUUUAGGGUCAUUCUUACUGUUGCAAUCAAGCCUUAACUUGGGUUUUAAUGUUGUUUUUGCAUUGAGACAAAAAUGUGAAUGGGAUCGAAACAAUGUUACAGGUACUUCAUGUGUUUUUCUUUGUAACAGAAUAAAAUUAUUAUACACGGAGUCAUGUUUUAAGCACCAUUAGUUGUAGAAUAAGAGUCACUGAGACGCUUG
Messenger RNA from Nematolebias whitei (Rio pearlfish), 3516 nucleotides. RefSeq names its product glutamine--fructose-6-phosphate transaminase 1 (gene gfpt1). The coding region runs from base 60 to 2108 and encodes 682 amino acids. Gene Ontology annotation, molecular function: carbohydrate derivative binding; L-glutamine:D-fructose-6-phosphate transaminase (isomerizing) activity. Lineage: Eukaryota; Metazoa; Chordata; Actinopteri; Cyprinodontiformes; Rivulidae. Gene Ontology annotation, biological process: fructose 6-phosphate metabolic process; protein N-linked glycosylation; carbohydrate derivative biosynthetic process. The transcript has 19 exons. The record is from RefSeq and is a predicted model, not a curated record.